AUCAGCUGUCAGUUGCUAGACUUGCCUUCCCUUCCAUACCGCAAGCCACAUUCCCCAAUGCUCAGUAAGUGCCAAAUCCCUUCCGUUCAUAAGCCAGGCUGCGACCGACUGCCUCGCCAAAGGUCCUGCUGGGAGCAAACAAGACAGAAGGACCUUUGACUGCUUGAGCAUCUCCAAACCAAAGGCAAAGCACCAAAGCGUAGAGUACUCUUCCCCGCCAAGGAGCAAGAGAGAAUCUAACCUGGGUUUUGGUGCCUAGUAUGGCAUCCUAGGAGUGCUCAGCCUCUCGCCCAUGACAUCCCGAAGACACUACUCUUUGCCCCGAACAUUAUUGACUCCUCGCUUGUACUCGGACGGGACGAUGGGUGGCAUUGCUCAAAUCACCCCUUUCCUCUACAUCAGUAAAGGGAGCGUCGCCGCCAACCGGCAGCUGCUCUUGGCGCGAGGCAUCACCUGCAUCAUCAACGCCACCGUUGAGCUCCCCAACUACAACUUCCCCGAGUUCGAGUACUACAAAGUGCCUGUGGCCGACAUGCCCAACGCCCCCAUCUCGCUCUACUUCGACAGCGUGGCCGACAAGAUCCAAAGCGUGGCCCGCAAGCACGGCGUCACCCUGGUCCACUGCGCGGCCGGCGUGAGCCGCUCGGCCACCCUCUGCAUCGCCUACCUGAUGAAGUACCAGAACGUCAGCCUGUACGAGGCAUACAACUGGGUGAAGUCGAGGCGGCCGGUCAUCCACCCCAACGUGGGCUUCUGGCGGCAACUCAUCGAGUACGAACGGGAGCUCUUCGGCAAGAACACGGUCAAAAUGGUACACACCGGGUACGGCAUGAUGCCGGAUGUUUACUGGAGGGAGAGGAGAACCUUUCUGCCUUACUGGGGGAUUUGAAGACCACUACAACAGGAGCAGAAGAAGAAACAAGGACAUUCCCAAAACAAAAAGCUCUCACAACCGAGAGCAUUACUCAUCCUCUCUUAUGGUCAGCUUCAGUUCCUUUUGAGACAGUCCACACUACAAUAGAUUUCAUGUCAAUGCACUAAACCAGCAACCCCCCUGUAUAGGGGAGGCCUUAACCCUACAUCCCAUGGAAAUACCUUAACAACAAGGCCUCCUUUUGCAAAGAUGUAUAGGGUCUGUUAAAAGAUACAUUUUUAAAAGACCCAUUUCGAUGCGACCACUCCAUGAAGCCAACAUGUUUAAAGACUGUGGAAAACGCACAACCCGAAUAUCGUUUGGCGAUGCGGGUGCCUUUCAUUUGGGGUUUUCUCUUUCUUCCUUGUUAACCAGCAGCUUAUUGCCAAAAGGUCUCUCUAGAAGAAGAACGGCUGGUCCUUCCCUCCCUUAAACGUUGGAAUCAAAGAAAAAAUAUUGAGUAGCCGAUGUCCAAAUGCGGAGAAGUAAAAAUGUGAUUAUAAUCUUAUUUUAAAAACAUAGAGAGAUUUAUCCAGAGAGGUUUCCCAACCUCUGUUCUUUGGUAAUGUACAGCUAAGCUUUUGUUGGGGGAGUGUGUAUGCCUGUGUUGGGGGGAGAUAUUCUAACUAGACAAUCUGCCACAAAUAAAACGAUUCGGACAAUGAAGACGUCAUGCCCCUUUUU
Sceloporus undulatus (fence lizard) is the source of this 1597-nucleotide messenger RNA. It is a transcript of the gene DUSP14, whose product is annotated as dual specificity phosphatase 14. Gene Ontology annotation, biological process: protein dephosphorylation. Gene Ontology annotation, cellular component: cytoplasm. The record is from RefSeq and is a predicted model, not a curated record. The coding region runs from base 293 to 889 and encodes 198 amino acids. NCBI's taxonomy places the organism in Eukaryota, Metazoa, Chordata, Lepidosauria, Squamata, Phrynosomatidae. Gene Ontology annotation, molecular function: MAP kinase tyrosine/serine/threonine phosphatase activity. The transcript has 2 exons.